Messenger RNA from Chaetomium globosum CBS 148.51, 2085 nucleotides. RefSeq lists its product as uncharacterized. Gene Ontology annotation, molecular function: triacylglycerol lipase activity. The transcript has 2 exons. NCBI's taxonomy places the organism in Eukaryota, Fungi, Ascomycota, Sordariomycetes, Sordariales, Chaetomiaceae. The coding region runs from base 1 to 2085 and encodes 694 amino acids. Gene Ontology annotation, biological process: triglyceride catabolic process. The record is from RefSeq and is a predicted model, not a curated record.
AUGUUCCCUCUCCAGUCGCUCGUUUCACUCGCCUUCGCCACUAGCUUCGUUGCUGCGUUGACCAUCCCGCGCUACAAUGCCAACCACACACCAUUCGACGAGCUGGAGCGGCGGCAGGGCGCCUCAGAUCCGACGUCCUUCACCUGGGUUCGCCGUUUCGCAGCUGUUGGGGACAGCUACAGUGCGGGAAUAGGUUCUGGCGAGCAGCUGGGUGGGCUUUUCCACAAUUUCAAUGACUGGGCUUGCUCCCGCUACGACCUAUCCUACCCGAUGAUGAUGCGGCAAUAUGUCGGGUCGUCCAUCGAAAGCUUCCAGUACCCCGCCUGCACAGGCGACCAGACAUGGCAGAUCUUCAACCAGAUCAACAACCUGCAGGGCAACCUGGAUCUGGUGACGUUGACGGCCGGUGGCAACGACUUGUGUUUGGUGGAUAUCAUCAAGGAUUGCAUCGUCUUGGCCUUUUACGAUGAGGCGACAUGCAACACCAUCCUGCAAAAGGCCGAGGAGAACUUGGAAAACAUCAUGCGCAACAACAUCAAAGAGAUGCUGCUCGCGCUUGGCCCCAAGAUGGCCACCAACGGCAUUGUUGUGUACAACAGCUACGCACAAUUCUUCAACACCAACGACGAGAAGUGCGCCACGGACCAGGACUGGGGCCUCUUUCCCUGGGUCGGCUACACGUGGCUCGGCAUCCGGUCCACGCCACUACCCCUAACCAUCGCGCGCCGCCAGCGCUUCAACACGCUCACCGCAGGCCUGAACAACCUGAUCCGCGACGUCGUGCACGAUGUCGCCGACGAAGUCAACUACAAGAUUGGCUUCUCGAACUGGGACCCCUGGCCGAGCGAGGGCGUCGACGGGCAGAUGUGUUCGCCCUCCUCCUCCGGAGCCUACCCCGACAGCCGCCAGCCCAACCUCCUCUUCUUCAAGCCGGACACGCGCAAGACCUUUUUCCGCUCCCCCCUCCCCUUCAAAAAGCGCGACGACUCCGACUCCGAUCUUUACCUCAAAGUAACCAACGGCACCGCCACCACCACCACCACCACCACCACCGACACCCCCAUCCCAGUUGAAGAUCCCCCCCUCGACCCCGUCCUCGCCGCCCGCCUCGCCGCCCUUCGCACGGACCUCGACGCCUCCGGCAUCCCGCGCUCCAUCUACCGCACCUCGCUCUGGCACUCACCCAACCCGCGCGCCGCGGCUCUCCACGCGCUCAACCCGCGGGCCCCCGCCGUACCCGGCUGCCCGUCCGACGCCUCCAGCUGGCUUCCCAGCCUAGGCUUCCUGCUGCCCGAUUUCUUCGGGCGCAUCUUCCACCCCAACGAGCAAGGGCACAACGCGAUCGCGUCCUUCGCCAUCGCCAAGACGAUGGACCUGCGCGCCGGGGUGUUGGGCGCGGCGCCCGAGGUUUGUGAAAUAGGCGAGGAGUUUAGCUGCUGGCGCAGUGGGGGCCGGGCGGCGUUCGUGACGGCGGAAAGGGCGGAUGCGAAUAUGAAGGAUUUUUGUGCGACGGUGGAGGGGCCCGGGAGUGGGUAUACGCAUUGGAGGAGGAGUAAGGUGUAUCAUGAAGGGACGCCGGAUGAGAUGGAGUUUAUUUUGGAUGGGGGGGAGGUGGAUACGGUGAAUCGGGAGGAGUGUUUGGAGGCGUUUACCAAGGUGGUGCAUGGGUGUGAUGCGGGGGAUGGGGAUAAUCCGAUGAAUUGGAAGUUUGGGGGGCGGUGGAAGAAGGGGGAGUAUGCGUAUGACUUGAGCCCGAGGCGGAAUCGGAACUUGAUGACGGCGCCGAAUGGGCAGUGUAAGGGGAAGUAUAAGUUCUUGUUUAGUGACUUUGAGAUGUAUGGCGCCGGCUUCAGCAGCUGGGAUUGGGGUCAAGAGACCCUGCUGCCCCAGUCCAAAGGAUGUCUCGGUCUCGGUGUGACGAAGUGGCACUGGGAAUAUUUUGACCAGCCCGACGAGAACGGGAUGGAGUGGAAGGUGACUUUCAGAACUCCAGUGUUUGUGAGCAACAGAUGCUACAGAAACAACAAGGUUGUCAGCUCCGUGGGUGGCGAUACGCACGGGUGUGGGGGAGAUUCAGGGGCAUAA